GCAGAUGAUUUAUUAGUGUGACAGGUUCCUCUCUAGUAACAGUAAGUAGGAGUCCUUUGACGUUUCAAUAUCCUAUAACAUAGACCACAAAGUAAGGGUAAACAUUACAGUUGACUAAAUGAGAACAUGAUAAAGGUACGUGCUUGUUGCUAUAUUUACCUGUGCAUUUUAGCAGUUCUUCCAUCAGUGAAACUGAAUGACAACGAUCAAGCAGCUAAUAAAGACACUCUGUGUACUUCCUGCUCCUUGAGGCAGAACAGCAAGUCUACAAGACUAGAAGCUAUAAAAUUCCAGAUACUUAGCAAGCUUCGCUUGGAACAGGCACCUAACAUCACCAAGGAAGUUAUAAAACAAAUGUUGCCAAAAGCUCCACCUCUGCAAGACAUAAUUGACCAGUAUGAUGUUCAAAGCGAUGCAAGCAUUGAGGGGUCCUUAGAAGAUGAUGAUUAUCAUGCAACUCCUGAAACAUUCAUUAUAAUGCCAACAGAAAAUGAUUUGAACUAUGAAACAUCCAAAACAAAAAAAUGCUGUUAUUUCAAACUGAACUCUGAAAUUCAGUCAACUAAAAUAUCCAAGGCACAAUUAUGGAUACAUCUAAAGCCUGUCCAAAUGCCUGCAACAGUUGUGGUGCAAAUCCUGAGACUCAUUAAACCCUUGAAAGAUGGUACAAGACACAUUGGAAUCCGAACAUUAAAACUUGACAUGAAUCCAGGACCUGGAACUUGGCAAAGCUUCGAUGUGAAAACUGUUCUGCAAAACUGGCUGAAGCAACCUGAAACCAAUUUAGGCAUUGAAAUUAAAGCGUUGGUUGGAAAUGGAGAAGACCUUGUCAUUACCAACAAUGAAAACGGCUUGGAUCCAUUUUUGGAGGUCAAGGUCAUAGAUAUGCCGAAAAGAUUGAGAAGAAACGUUGGAAAUGACUGUAAUGAGCAUUCAUCUGAAACAAUGUGCUGUCGAUAUCCAUUAACAGUAGAUUUUGAGGCUAUUGGCUGGGAUUGGGUGAUUGCACCAAAAAGAUAUAAAGCCAACUAUUGUAUUGGAGAAUGUGGUAUUGAAUAUCUGCAAAAGUACCCCCAUAGCCAUGUUGUUAACCAAGCAAACCCUAAAGGGCCCACUGGGCCAUGCUGUUCCCCAGCUAAAAUGUCUUCUAUUAAUAUGCUUUAUUUUAAUGAUGAUGCAGAAGUAAUUCAAGGAAAAAUUCCAGCUAUGGUAGUAGAUCGUUGUGGGUGCAUGUGACCAUUCCUUUAUGGCAUCCUAUAAUGUAUGGAUUUUCAUGGAAAGCUACCAUCGGAGACAGUAAUAAUAUGCGUAGAUUAUUUCUAUAGCUUCCAAAUUUAUGUCUGAGCCUUUGUGAGCCAAUUCUAAGUCUCACUAAAUACAAAUAGGAAAUCAUAAACUGUAAGUUAAACACAUGAUUCCUUUUAGAAACAUUACACAUUUUCAAUUAAAGCGUAUCUAAACCCAAGGACAAGAAAUGUAUUUAUUGCUAUUUAUUGCUAUUUACUAGCCAUUAGAUGCUGUUGCUGCAUUAAUUUCUUUCCUCUAGCACUUUUCCCUCUUUGUUUACCUAGUGAUUCUGGCAGUAAAAUACUUUCUGUCCUACAGAGACAACGUUUUAUAUUGUAUCUAUGGAUAGAAAGCAUUGUCAUCCUAGGACAGGAAGUGUGUUUGGAUUACAGAAUUGAUCAUACUCUCCUCUUCGCCAUAGCACAGGUAAUGUCCUGCAGUCCAUAGAGAGAGCUCAAGUGGAGCUGAUACUAAUGUCUGACAUAUCAACUAACUACAGGAAGUUAAAUGUCCACUGGAUUUGCGAAAAGGUUGUUUUUUUUUGCACCUAUGGCGCACAGGUAUAACAAAGCAUUUUCAAUGCAAUAUUUAACAGACCAAAAGGUAGCAAAUAAGAACAAUUCAUUGUUAGGGUUUACAUACACUUUAAUAUCAGUUUUUUAGUUCACAAAGAAAAUAAUGUUCUAUAUGUGUAUUGUCAUUGUCGUCAGAAUAUGGCAUAUAUUAAAUAUCUUAACAAAACUUGAAAAGGAUAAAACAGAAUACAAAUUCCAUGUAUGAUUCUCAAAGGUGUUUUUUCAGUUUAUUUCCUUUUUUGGUGUUUUAUGAUUGUGGGACAUUAAUUCGUAUAUAUUUUGAAAUGAUUAUGAACCUACUGACUCCAGGCAUUUGUGUACAAAGUAUGAGGUGUAUUAUGCUGUAAUAUUGCAAUGAGAUACAAUCUUGGAUACAUAAUGAUAAUUUCUAAUCCCUUCAUCAAUUUGCACUUCUAUUUUCUAAUUCCUCAUCCAAGUAUGUGAAAGUCGUACUCUGUUAAAAAUGCUCUGCUUUUUUACUCCCAUUGUAUGUAUGUGUUCUGUAUUAUAAUAUUUUCUGAUUUAUAUGUUGUGUUUAUCUGUAAUUCAAAGCAGGGUUGUACAUACAUCCUUUCUAUUCAAAAUCAAGUAAUGUUAAUAACAAAGAAAUCAUAAUUAAACUGUAUUUAUGGAUGAAAACAAAAUCGUAAUAAGAGAAAGUAGUUAUUUGUUAUGCAGCUGUGUAAUUCACUAUUUAAAUUUACCAUAUCCAGUUCGGUAUGAACAAACAAAUCCUGCACUUGUAAAAAAACAUUUACAAUAAAAAAGCUUAAUUUAUUUAAAAAAAUG
This is a messenger RNA of Rana temporaria (common frog), 2651 nucleotides long. Its product is annotated as growth/differentiation factor 8-like. NCBI's taxonomy places the organism in Eukaryota, Metazoa, Chordata, Amphibia, Anura, Ranidae. Gene Ontology annotation, biological process: SMAD protein signal transduction. The coding region runs from base 127 to 1236 and encodes 369 amino acids. Gene Ontology annotation, molecular function: growth factor activity; cytokine activity. Gene Ontology annotation, cellular component: extracellular region. The transcript is spliced from 3 exons. The record is from RefSeq and is a predicted model, not a curated record.